GGGUUGGAAAGACUACUUUGAUCCAGAAAGUCACUCAAGCUCUAAAAUCCUCAGGCACUUCCAUAGAUGGAUUUUACACAGAGGAAGUUAGAGAAGGUGGCAGGAGAACAGGAUUCGAUGUUGUCACUUUGUCUGGGAAACGAGGACCGUUAUCUAGAGUCAGUUCUGAUUCUUCUACUUCAAGACGUGAAUGUCGGGUUGGACAGUAUGUUGUAGACGUUGUUUCAUUUGAGCAGUUGGUUCUACCUAUGCUGAGAAAUGUAAACCAUGGCAGUGAUGCAGAGAAAAAAAUCUGCGUCAUAGAUGAGGUUGGUAAAAUGGAACUCUUCAGCCAGGCUUUUAUUCAAGCUGUUCGUCAAACGCUCACUGGCUCAGGGACUGUGGUGCUUGGAACUAUUCCAAUACCUAAGGGAAAGCCACUGGAUCUUGUUGAAGAAAUAAGAAGUAGAAAAGAUAUUAAAGUGUUCAAUGUUAGUAAAGAAAACAGAAACAGCAUUUUUCAAGACAUCUUGGCAGCUGUGGAAUCCUGCAGAAAAUGAAGACAUUUUGUUGCCUGUAAACAAGAAAGCUUUUAUUUCAACAAAACAUUACAAGGUUUUGCGGCUGUUCUAGUCUGUCCUUCCUGCUUUAGCCCCUGGAGGCUUUACUAGAGCCUUCAUGGUAAGCAAGGUAAAGCUGGUAAUGCUCUAAAAUGUGAAAAUGAGCUAGCAGGCUUCUUGUGUAUUCAGUUCACAAGCUGAUCCAAAAAAUUGAACAGAUGCAUAGUUAACAUCCUGUUCUCACCUGGGUGUUUGGAAGUUAGGUGGUCUGACUC
This is a messenger RNA of Nestor notabilis (Kea), 814 nucleotides long. RefSeq names its product nucleoside-triphosphatase, cancer-related (gene NTPCR). The record is from RefSeq and is a predicted model, not a curated record. The annotation marks the transcript as partial. The transcript has 4 exons. Lineage: Eukaryota; Metazoa; Chordata; Aves; Psittaciformes; Psittacidae. Gene Ontology annotation, molecular function: ribonucleoside triphosphate phosphatase activity.